This is a messenger RNA of Melospiza melodia melodia, 2355 nucleotides long. It is a transcript of the gene CDK15, whose product is annotated as cyclin dependent kinase 15. Lineage: Eukaryota; Metazoa; Chordata; Aves; Passeriformes; Passerellidae. Gene Ontology annotation, cellular component: cytoplasm; cytosol; nucleus. Gene Ontology annotation, biological process: protein phosphorylation. Gene Ontology annotation, molecular function: cyclin binding; ATP binding; cyclin-dependent protein serine/threonine kinase activity. The transcript has 14 exons. The record is from RefSeq and is a predicted model, not a curated record. Bases 1 to 1299 code for a protein of 432 amino acids.
AUGCUGUGUGUAAGUGCUGUUAGACCAGGAUGCAGCAGCUGCUGUUCAGAGAGAAGGAGCUCCCAACAAGUCCAAGGCCUCCAGCACAUGGAAGCAGUGACUACAGCAGAGCUGUUAGAUGUAACCAGAGCAUCCCUUUCUCUACCUCCUCUGCAACUCCUGCAGCUCCAUAGCCUCCAGAGCUGGAGGUACAGCACACAGGGACCUUGGAGUUACACUGAUUCUUUCCAGGAGCAAGAUGUUGUGGAGGGGUUCAAAUGGCAGAGACCAGGCAUCCCAUUUGGAGCUGCCACAUCCUAUGUACAUCUAGAGAAGCUGUGUGAAGGAUCCUGUGCGACUGUGUACAAGGGGAUCAGCAGGAUCAACAGCCAGGUGGUGGCACUGAAAGUCAUCAAGCUGGAGGCAGAGGAGGGAGUGCCCUUUACAGCCAUUCGGGAAGCUUCUCUUCUCAAGUGCUUGAAACAUGCCAACAUUGUACUGCUUCAUGACAUUAUCCAGACCAAGGAGACACUAACAUUUGUCUUUGAGUACAUGCACACAGAUCUAGCACAGUACAUGAGCCAGCAUCCUGGAGGACUCCAUUUGUGCAAUGUUAUGCUCUUCAUGUUCCAGCUUUUGCGUGGCCUGGCUUACAUCCACCAACAACACAUUCUUCACCGAGAUCUGAAGCCCCAGAACUUGCUCAUCAGUUGCCUUGGUGAGCUCAAAUUAGCCGACUUUGGGCUUGCUCGUGCCCAGUCCAUCCCCAGACAGACAUACUCCUCUGAAGUUGUGACACUCUGGUACCGUCCUCCUGAUGUGCUGCUUGGAGCUACAGCUUAUUCUUCUGAUAUAGAUAUCUGGAGUGCAGGCUGUAUAUUUGUGGAAAUGAUCCAGGGUCAGCCAAUAUUUGCAGCAACUUCUGGUACUCAUGAACAACUGGAGAAGAUCUGGGCGGUAUUGGGGGUCCCAACUGAAGAUACCUGGCCAGGACUUUCCAAGCUCCCCAACUAUAACCCAGAACUGGUUGCUUCCAGGAGACCUCAGAGCCUCCGAGUCAUCUGUGACAGGAUGAGCAGGGUGCCAGCAGCAGAGAAUUUGGCCUCCAGGAUGCUCACAGCCUUCCCUCGAGGCCGAAUCUCUGCACAAGAUGCGCUUCUUCAUGGCUUCUUCAGCCCUCUGCCUCCUCAGCUCUACCAGGUCCCUGCUGGACAAUCAGUGCUCACAGUUCCAGGGGUGAGACUGCAACCUGAAAUCUGUGACCUGUUUGCUUCUUAUGGAAAAGGCCGUGUCUCAGGAGGUUUGAGCAAGUUUUGGUAGAAACCAUGGAUGAUUGAAUAAUUGUUGGAAAGCAAUGUCAGAAGGAUUGACUUGGCAACGAAGAGGUAACAGCACAGUCUGGACAGUGGACUUGCAGAAUAUACUCAGCCAUGUGUCACUUAAUAGAGAGCUCCCUGGACCAGAAGAUCGAUGUACAAACAGGACAGAUGGGGACUGACAAUUGAAAGAAUGUAGAGGCUCAUCCAAGGCUUACAGAGACCUGUCAUUCCUGGGGUAUGCCUACAAUCUCCUUCAACAAAAGAGCUCCUGAGGGAAGGAGGGGAUUAGUCAAAAGUUGAGUGAAGUCUCCAGGGAAGAUGGUUUCUUGGAUAGAGUUGUCAACAAAAGGAAUUGUUUAAGACUGUUUGUGAUAAUUUCCUAGAGGGAGCUUCUGCCAUUACUAACAGGAUUACCAGCACACUGGUUCCACACCAGCAGAGCAUUAGACAUGUGCAUUGCAGACUGGUUGCUUAGAGCUGAACUCGGGGGUCUUAUACAGCAUCCCAAAUGUGUGCAGGUGUUGAUGAGCAGAGGGGAGAUGGCAGAGAAUUAAGAUGCAGCCAAAUGCAGUCCAUUUUUGGUCCAGCUGUUGCAGAGAGUCCUGGCUCAUUAAUGAGUUUCCACAGUGUUUUAAUCUCCUUGAUCUCAAGGCUGCUGACAGACCAUAAGAAGAAAAGUUAAUCUGAGGUGAGUGCUGAUGGGGAUACACGGGGAAAUCAGAGACCUCUUUCCCAACUGCAGUUACUCUGAAAUUUCUCAUAGAAUUCUUCCUGGAAGAAUUGGGAAAGCAAGUUAUUGACUGUGUUCAAGUACUAGUCUGUUUGGUUUCAGUUUUCUCAGAUACUUUUUCUUAGCUCUGGGACAUAGAAACCAGUAGCCUGGGUGUAAGCUCACAGUACAUCUGGGAAGAAAAGGAAGACGAAGAUAAAUCACUGAGGUGCAGACAUAUAAACCUUCUUGAAUAUUUUUAUUCAUCUGAGUAGUGUCACUGGCAUGGCUGGAAGACCUCUGAGCAAGAAUUAUGCAGAGCUUUGAGGCACUGGAACAAAACCAGUC